AUGGCAGAUCUAACCUUAAGAAAUAAAUCGGCUGAGAUUUUGAGCAGACCAAACAAUCCAGAACUUGAGAUGGAUUUCAGAGCAACUUGCUCAGCGCCUUUAUACAUUCCUAGUCUUUAUGAACCGCCACUAAUGCAAUUUUGCCAAAAUUAUCUUAAUGCUUAUCAACAAGGAACAUCUCUUUAUAAUAUUAGAGGAGAUAGCAAAAGAAAUAGUUUGAUUAUUUAUAACACUGAAACUGAAACCCAGCAAGUAAACAUUUUGCAGACUCCACAACAACUAGACUCAUGUUCUUGCAUAACUCAACUUCCCAAUGGCAAGCUAUUCUGUUUUGGUAAUUGAUUACUUUCUGGAACUUUUUAUUUUUGUGAAAAUUGAUGGAUAUCCGCUAGAUAA
This is a messenger RNA of Blepharisma stoltei, 396 nucleotides long. The record is from the annotation of a GenBank genome assembly. NCBI's taxonomy places the organism in Eukaryota, Ciliophora, Heterotrichea, Heterotrichida, Blepharismidae.